This is a messenger RNA of Triplophysa rosa, 2703 nucleotides long. RefSeq names its product STEAP family member 4 (gene steap4). The transcript is spliced from 5 exons. NCBI's taxonomy places the organism in Eukaryota, Metazoa, Chordata, Actinopteri, Cypriniformes, Nemacheilidae. Gene Ontology annotation, cellular component: plasma membrane; endosome. Gene Ontology annotation, molecular function: ferric-chelate reductase (NADPH) activity; cupric reductase (NADH) activity. Gene Ontology annotation, biological process: copper ion import. The record is from RefSeq and is a predicted model, not a curated record. Bases 449 to 1855 code for a protein of 468 amino acids.
CAAGCAAACACUGUGCCUCCAACAGCUACAAAGUUACAGUCGUUCGGAAUUUCCCAUUGGACUUUAUCCAUUACCAAAACAAACCUCCUUCUCCAAAAAUCGAAACCCCCGCUGAGCUGUGGGCAGGUCAGAAGCUCAUGAAUAAAUUCCUUUUGCACACGUGUGGUGUGCAUACACACAGACUCAGACAAGAGACAGCCGGACUCCCACACAGAAACGGAUUUGAUUUUGUAGACCUAACGAAGACAAAAAAAUAUGUUUGAAAAUCACAUUGCCUUGCUACAGUAUACUGCUAUCAGGGAUAUGACAACAACUAUUGGCAAAGAGAUUCUGCAAUAAAGUUUUAUUCUGAAUCACUCAUUUCAACAGUCAGGAUCUGAUUCAACGAAGGGGAACCUGUGGAUUGUGUCGCAAAAAUUUCUGACAACAGCGUUUUUGCUUCACCUAAAUGAAGUCAGACUCAGUUGCAAUGGUGGCCCUACCUUCAAAGACGCAUAAACAGGAGACAGUGUGCAUCUUUGGGACAGGUGACUUUGGAAUUUCAUUAGGGCUCCGUUUGCUUCAGUCGGGCUACAAUGUUGUAUAUGGAUCCCGAGACCCUAAAAACUCAAAAUUGCUGCCUAAGGGUUCAAAGGUCAUGACUCAUGCAGAGGCAGCUCAUGAAGCUCAGGUGAUAUUCGUGGCUGUACAGAGGGAGCACUAUGGAUUCUUGAGCUCACUGGCCUCUGAUCUCGAUGGAAAGGUGCUGGUUGAUAUCAGCAAUAAUCUCAGGAGUGGCAUGUACACGGAAUCAAAUGCCGAAUAUAUGAGCACGCUGGUUCCAGCGGCAACUGUGGUCAAAGCCUUCAAUACCAUUUCAGCCUGGGCCCUGCAGUCUGGAGGACUGGAUGCCAACAGACAGGUGCUUGUCUGUGGAGACCGGGCUGAUGCGAAGCAACUGGUGGUGGACAUUGCUCAGGCUCUUGGUUUCUCUGCCCUAGACAAAGGCUCUCUGAAAGCAGCUUCUGAGCUGGAAGAUCUACCUUUGCAACUCUUUCCUCUCUGGAGACUUCCUCUCCACAUCGCCAUCGGUCUAACUGCUUUCAUUUUUUUCUACGUGCUCAUAAGAGAUGUCAUAUACGAGGGUGUCACCAACGGCAAAGACAUUUCUUUUCGUAUUAUGAUAUCGAUGGCCAACAAGGCCUUUCCAAUCGUCGCCCUGGUGAUGCUGGCCCUGUGUUACCUGCCGGGCGCACUGGCCGGGUUCUUGCAGAUUUAUAACGGCACGAAGUACCGACGCUUCCCUGAUUGGCUAGAUCGCUGGAUGCUGUGCAGAAAGCAACUAGGACUUUUAGCUUUGGCCUUCGCUUUUCUACAUGUUCUCUACACCUUAGUUAUUCCCAUCAGAUAUUACGUAGUCUACAGGAGAAAUGUCUACGUUAUAUCACUGGUUAAAGACAACAUAACCUAUGAGUUUGACAAAACAGCAGCCUGGCGUUAUGAUUCCUACUUUUCCAUGGGAAUUCUCGGAUUUGUCCUUUUUGUCCUUUUAGGAAUUACCUCUUUCCCAUCUGUGAGCAACUCUCUAAACUGGAGGGAGUUUAGAUUUGUACAGUCUAAACUGGGCUACAUCACCCUGCUGCUCUGCACCCUCCACACAUUCCUGUACGGUUGGAACAAAUUUCUGAAACCGCACGUAUACAAGUGGUGGAUGCCCCCUGCGUACAUGUUGUCUCUGGUGGUCCCCUGCGUAGUUCUGAUACUAAAGCUCAUCCUCAUCACUCCAUGCGUGGACAACAAAGUCACUCGUAUCCGUCAAGGAUGGGAAAGACGGAGCAAGACGUCACAAAAGACCAGCCAACCGCUAAUGGCCUAGAGUUCCUUACAAAAACUGAAACAGCUGUAAACUGUUGUGCCUGAAUGUGAGGUUGGAUGUUGACUGUUGCAAUGAAACAGCAAUUUUUCUUUGGUGUCAACAAAUAGAGCUACCUAGAGAAGCUUUGGCUUCUCAAUAUUCUUCACCCAGCUGGUGACCAGCAGUGAUAAUCAUCUCACAGUAAUCCAUAUAAUUGACCAAUCCCAUUUAAAAAGCAGUUUAUACUUAGGCUACAUUAAGUAACUCACAUAUGCAUGCAUAUUUUGUGACCAUAGAUUCGUAUCGCAUUAGAUCAUUUUCCAUAUAUCAACUGUUCACGUUACAAGUUUUCUCUCCUCUAUACAGAACACAAAGCCAGCUGAGGUGGGGAUUCUGUACAUUUAUUAAAGCACACAUUUCUGUAUACUGUAAAGCUCUUUUACCUGUCUUUUUAUUGCCUGUUCCUCUGAGCUAUUUCCUCUCAAGAGCCUCCCAAAACUGAGCAGCAACUUCCUUCUUGGUCUGUUUUCGGGGACUGGCUUUCCUGUCUGCAGUAUAAAGUAUAAAGGACCUGUCAAUCAAGUGCCUAUGGCGGAUGGGCCUUUCUGUAUAGUGCUUUUAUGAAGAAGCGCCGGCUGCGGAACCAAAAUAACAAGGCACAUUGUGUAUUGAAUGUUACUGAAAGCAGUGUGUGCACACUGGCGAAGAAAACUAAUAACUUCACUUAUUCCAGACACAAAGCAUCAAGAGUGUUUAAAAUAUUGCAUCCUUGCAAGGAUUGUGAUGUUAUUUUGUAUGACUUGAUAUUGAAUCAGAUUGGAAUAAAGACUUAUCGUAUCAAACUGAAUAUUAAAUUUGCUUUUAGAUUU